AUGAUAGAUAACAAAUCAUUAUCAAAAGAAUCAGAUUUAAUUACAAAACUAAACUACAAGAAUAUAAACGAUGUAAGUAUACACGAAUUAAAUUACCUUAAAAAUAAUAGAGAAGUUUACUUAAAAAGAGGAAAUAUGUUUUUUUUAAGUACUAAAGAAGAAGCAUUAAAUGUUUUGAAAAAUAAAAAUAAGUAA
Molecule: messenger RNA, 195 nt
Organism: Plasmodium gallinaceum
Lineage: Eukaryota; Apicomplexa; Aconoidasida; Haemosporida; Plasmodiidae
Product: conserved Plasmodium protein, unknown function
Exons: 1
Coding region: 1-195 (64 amino acids)
Source: RefSeq, a predicted model, not a curated record